This is a messenger RNA of Phanerochaete carnosa HHB-10118-sp, 669 nucleotides long. RefSeq lists its product as uncharacterized. NCBI's taxonomy places the organism in Eukaryota, Fungi, Basidiomycota, Agaricomycetes, Polyporales, Phanerochaetaceae. The annotation marks the transcript as partial. The transcript has 4 exons. The record is from RefSeq and is a predicted model, not a curated record. Gene Ontology annotation, molecular function: oxidoreductase activity, acting on paired donors, with incorporation or reduction of molecular oxygen; monooxygenase activity; heme binding.
ACCACCUCGACUCUACUCACGUUCGUCCUAGCCAUGUCAAUGCACCCUGAAUUACAGAAAAGAGCUCAGGAAGAACUAGAUGGCAUCGUUGGUCAGGAUCGAUUGCCAGAGAUGGAGGAUCAAGACGCCCUCCCAUUCAUCACUGCAAUCAUGAAAGAAUGUCUCCGGUGGAGGCCUGUAUUGCCGUUAGGGGUUGCUCACCAAUCUCUGGCAGACGACGAGUAUAAAGGGUUUUAUAUUCCUGCUGGAUCGGUUAUCAUCGGUAAUACAUGGGCUAUCUUGCAUGACGCGGAACGAUAUCCAGACCCAGAUACCUUUAAUCCUUACCGGUUUGUCGAUAGAGAAGGCAGAUUGCAAAAAGACGCCUUCGAUCCUAUGGAGGCAUUCGGCUAUGGACGAAGAAUGUGCCCUGGACGGUAUUUCGCUUUGGACUUUAUGUGGUUAGCAAUGGCGAAUAUCCUAGCGGUCUUCUCCAUCCAGAAGCCUGUCGAUGAGCUGGGGAACGUCAUCGAACCUUCUGGGGUGUAUACGACGGGUUUGUUCAGGUAUACUCGGUGUUUCUGCUUAUGCAUACAUACUGAUAAUCCUGUAGUUUUCCUGCCCCUUUCAGAGCCGCCUUCAAGCUGCGAGGAAACCGUGACAUCCCUGCAUAAUGCGAUGGAGAAAUAG